Cuscuta epithymum is the source of this 1071-nucleotide messenger RNA. Lineage: Eukaryota; Viridiplantae; Streptophyta; Magnoliopsida; Solanales; Convolvulaceae. The record is from the annotation of a GenBank genome assembly.
CAGAUCAGUAAAGAUGGAAUUUGUAUUUUAGGGAAAAAAUCAUGGUGGAACUGGCAGACAUACGGAGUGAUAAAUGCAAUACGGAGUACAUACGCUAUUGAUGCAUACAUACAUACAUACAUCAAGCGCGCCGCAUGCAUACACAGAGGGCUAUAAAUUCCGGACAAGCUUGGCAAAAAGUUACUUGCAGCGCGCAGAUAUUUUAGAGGUGAAUGCUUUUAUAGGAUCGGAAAUACAUCCGGCCGGCGGCGGGCCGGUCAGCAACCACAAAGGAAUACAUACAUACACACACACAGAGGACUAUAUAUACAUACAAAUAAAUCCGGCCACGAGCUGAGCUAGAGGAUUGGUUGGGGUGGGACCGGAUAUGCCGAGGGCGGACAGAGAUGCUCUGGCAGUAGGGCGGGUUGUAGGGGAUGUUCUGGAGCCCUUUACCAGGUCCGUAAACCUUAGAGUGACCUACGGCGAUCGAGAUGUCACCAACGGCUGCGAGUUCCGGCCAUCUCUAGUUGUUAGCCCGCCUAGGGUUGAGGUUGGCGGUCAAGAUCUUCGCACCUUCUAUACUCUUGUCAUGAUAGAUCCUGAUGCACCGAGCCCAAGUGAACCCAGCCUGAGAGAAUACCUGCACUGGUUGGUAACUGACAUUCCAGCGACGACUGGAGCUAAUUUUGGACAAGAAAUAGUGCGGUAUGAGAGCCCACAGCCAUUUAUUGGGAUCCACCGCUUCGUGUUUGUGCUGUUCCAGCAGCUGGGCAGGCAGACCGUUUAUGCCCCGGGCUGGCGCCAGAGCUUCCGCACUCGAGAAUUCGCCGAGCUCUACAACCUCGGCUCCCCGGUCGCUGCCGUCUACUUCAACGGUCAACGGGAGACCGGCACCGGAGGCCGACGCCGUUAGUUCAUUCGCAAUACAUUAUCAUAAUCAGCUACCGCAACGGCCCUUUGCUUCCUCUCGAUCCCUACUAUAUAUUGCUAGAUAGCUUGUUGAAUUUUUCCUUAUAAAAAUCAUUAGUACCAUUAGUUAAUAUUAGUUAAUAUUACUACUAUAUAUUGUUACGUACUAGUACCAUUACG